Messenger RNA from Ruditapes philippinarum (Manila clam), 989 nucleotides. Its product is annotated as transcription factor BTF3 homolog 4-like. NCBI's taxonomy places the organism in Eukaryota, Metazoa, Mollusca, Bivalvia, Venerida, Veneridae. The transcript is spliced from 7 exons. The record is from RefSeq and is a predicted model, not a curated record. Bases 98 to 586 code for a protein of 162 amino acids. Gene Ontology annotation, cellular component: nascent polypeptide-associated complex; cytosol.
GUUUAUUUCAUUUUUGGGAUAAACUUUGGUACACAUAAACUGAUGACGUUUUAGUCCUUUCACGGCGGCCAUAACAUACCUCGUGGGCUACGCGAGUAUGAUCAUGAAUCCAGAAAAAUUAAAACAGCUCCAAGAGCAAGUACGAAUAGGAGGAAAGGGUACUGCAAGGAGAAAGAAAAAGGUCGUCCACAGAACUGCCACUACUGAUGAUAAGAAGUUGCAAAGUUCACUUAAGAAACUCUCUGUAAAUAAUAUACCAGGAAUUGAAGAGGUUAACAUGAUAAAAGACGAUGGUCAGGUGAUACAUUUUAACAAUCCAAAAGUUCAAGCAUCUCUGGCUGCCAACACUUUUGCUGUCAGUGGACAUGCAGAAAUGAAGCAAAUAUCGGAAAUGUUACCUGGAAUCUUAAACCAACUUGGUGCCGAAAGUUUAAGUAGUUUAAAGAAACUUGCUUCUACUGUAGCAGGUGGGGACUUUUUGCGGGGAGGAGAUUCCAGUAAACCAAACACAGAAGAUAUAGAUGAUGAUGAUGUUCCUGAACUGGUGGAAAACUUUGAUGAGGCUUCAAAAGGAGAAGGGGACUAGAAGUUAUCAUUUCUACAUUAGAUGUUUUGUAAAAUUUGUUUUUCAUACUUGACUGCAAUCGGAGAGACUGAGAGUGUGUAUUUAAGUGAUAAGUUCACUGUGUGCAAGAAUACUCCAUCCCCCUCAAUACAUACAGUUAAUAUAUCACAAUAAGAACAAAUUUUAAAACUGAUUUUUACACAAAAAGAAGAAAAAUUAAAUCCGAAUAACUUACAAAUUGGUAACAAGUAAUUUAUAUUUAUAUAUUAUCUGAUCUAUCACAAGUGAUAUUGAGACUUCUCAUUUUAGACUCAAGCUUCAAACUUGUAUUAUUUACAUUGUUGAUAGUUGAAUGUAACGUGAUGAACAUCGUUGUCUAUCCUCACGUAUGUUCAUUUAUCUGUAAAAUAAAACUUUUUGGUAA